Molecule: messenger RNA, 1712 nt
Organism: Panicum virgatum (switchgrass)
Lineage: Eukaryota; Viridiplantae; Streptophyta; Magnoliopsida; Poales; Poaceae
Exons: 3
Coding region: 180-1175 (331 amino acids)
Molecular function (GO): protein binding
Source: RefSeq, a predicted model, not a curated record
UCAGUAGUCCGUUCUGUGGUUUCGCUGCCUGCCUCUCCGGUCUCCGGCCACCGUGCUCAUUGCACCCGGCGAUUCCCUUCGCAGCUCCCUCACACGGAGCCGAUCCGGCGGCGGCUGCCUCCCCUCCUGCUCCGGCGACGCUUCGCUCUUCUCAGGAAGGGAUAACGGAGAAAGACAAGAUGUUGCAUCUUCCCUCAGACAUCAUCUACAAGAUCCUGACACAGAUAUCUGAUCCAGCUUCCCUCGUGCGUGCUGCUUCAUCCUGCAAGUUAUGGCGUAAUAUCAUAAUGACCUCUACCUUUCUUGAUGGCCUUAAGAUGCAGCACCUAGGACAUGGUUUUGCCUCGUCCCUCCUCCUAGGUUUCUUCUACCAGGACAAUACCCAGACCUCCUUGCACUUGUGGCAACACUACAUGGAAAAAUGCUAUAGCUUGGAACCAAGCUUCAUGCCCACCUCCUUAUUGUUACAAUCCACUGGCCGGAAAGAGGGCCGCAAUGCAGUCAGACCAUUGUCCCUUGGUACCUUCAUCGAGGGCUUUGUUGCAAGCCUCAACUUCUAUGAGCCUAUCACAUCUCAAGACAGCUUUUUGGUCCUUUGCCAUUGCUCACGAGACGCUGCCACAAUACUGGAUGUUGUAUGCGUCUGCAAUCCUCUCACUGGUGAAGUGUUUCAUAUUCCUAACCUGACAUACACACUAAGAACAGACAACUAUGCUUUGCUUGUCACUGAUGAUGUCAGCCUUGAUGGGCAGAUGUCCCGAUCCUUCCGACUGGUUGCCCUUUGGACUAUAGGAAAUAGGAUCGUCUAUUCCUACUAUUGCUCAAAGACCAGAUCAUGGUGGAAGCCUUCAACUUCUCAAAUAAUGCCUGGUCUCUUUGUACUGUCUUCCUCAGCUUCUGCUGGGCAUGGUUGCAUCCAUUGGCUCUGCGGGAACUUGAAAAGCUCGAUGGUCACCCAUGUUGUCACACUGCAUGUGGACAGAGAAGAGCUAUCACACCUGGAGCUCCCAUCUGAAGCAAAGGGCAAAAAGUUGCUUGCAAAUUCUGCAGAUGGUAGCAUUUUGUUGCUCAUCCUGAAGGACCUUCAGAUGUCACUAUGGAAGCACAAAAUCAAGGGCAAAGGUAACAUUGGAGAUUUUUCGAGGGAAAAGCGGUGCAGUGGUGCUCUGGGUUGAGAAGGAAGGUCUUUUUUUGUUCAGCCUCAGUGACCGAUCGGUGCGGAAGCUUGACAAUGAGCGUGUUACAACAAAGUACCACUUGUGCCCAUAUGAGAUGGAUUGGGUGUCUUGUCUAGUAGUCACAAAGCUCAUAGCUGAUGGCUCAUCGUCUCUGGAUGUAGGAAGGAAGAAGGUGCAAGGGAGAUGGAAUACCUUGAUGACAAAAGUAUAGAAAAGACGCAUUAGCUUUGAGGCAAGACAUGCUGUUAAUCUGGUUUGUGGGUGCCAUGACAAAGAUGGUGUCAUUGUUCUUAAGCCAUUGUCGGUUCAGUUCAGUCUAUUGACGCUGACAUGGUAUUUAAGUAUGUACUCCCAUAUGGCAAGUAUUUCCUCUGUAGUCUGUAUUGUGUUGCAUCAUAGCUGUUCAACCUUGUUUCCCUCCAGGAAUGUGCUAGUUGUUUCCAAUGUAGCACUGCCAUGCUGUGCUUUCUCGGCAAGGGCAUGCAAAAUUAAGAAUGAACUACUUGAUUUCUGUGUCAUACAGAUACAGUGCUC